Molecule: messenger RNA, 643 nt
Organism: Spinacia oleracea (spinach)
Lineage: Eukaryota; Viridiplantae; Streptophyta; Magnoliopsida; Caryophyllales; Amaranthaceae
Exons: 3
Coding region: 173-412 (79 amino acids)
Source: RefSeq, a predicted model, not a curated record
AAGGCGUCAAAUAAGAUUUUUAGCCCAAAUAAACCUUUUAUCCUGAGAGGCCCAGUUUCGCGUUCUUGUUCAUCGCACACCAGGCACCAUCACCAGACUUCCUCCCGCUCUCUCUCUCUCUAGAAAAGUUGCCCUACCUUACUUCUCUCUCUUCGCUUUGAAGGUCUCAGCUAUGGCGGCCAAGUACAUCUGGGGCUCUCUCGUUGGAUCCUGUGUCAUUGCUUACGGUUGCGAUUACAUCAUGUCCGAGCAGAAGAUUUUCGGAGGAACUAUUCCAUCAACUGUAUCGAACAAAGAAUGGUUUGAGGAAACCGAUAAGAAAUUUCAGGCAUGGCCUCGUACUGCUGGACCUCCGGUGGUGAUGAACCCUAUCAGUCGUCAGAAUUUCAUCAUCAAGUCUACUGAUUCUUGAAGGUUUUAUGCUUCAUGAUAUAUUUUCUAAUUUUUUGUCGAUUAUUAUCGUAAUUGGAGCUGAAAAAAGGAAGAAAUUGUAUUCAUGUUUUGGUUAGUAGAGUGGAACUCUUUCUAUUGGAUUUGAAAUAAUGAUGCUAUGAAACAAAUCAAUGCUCUUACUUUAGAGAUUAUGCUGCCUUGGUUUUCUGCGGCGGCGAUUGUUGAUAUAAAUUGGUGAUUCUACUUGAAA